Messenger RNA from Lactuca sativa (garden lettuce), 1443 nucleotides. RefSeq names its product replication factor A protein 1. Lineage: Eukaryota; Viridiplantae; Streptophyta; Magnoliopsida; Asterales; Asteraceae. The record is from RefSeq and is a predicted model, not a curated record.
AUGAAUAUAAGGAAGAAAGUUUACCUAAAAAACAUUGAUCAAAUUGAUGAUAAUUCACACAUCAAGAUACGGGUGCUGAAAAUGUGGAACUUUACUAAAAAUAAUACGGUUUGUUCAAUUGAAAUGAUCAUGAUGGACGAGGAGAUAAUUCUUAUUUAUUUGAUUGAACAUGGUACACAAUACCAUUCUCGUGUCUUCAAUCAGAAUUUCUCCAGAUUUGGUCAUUUAUUAAAGGAAAAUGAAACUUAUAUAAUUAUAAAACCCAAUAUGGUGGCUGUUCUUAAUGGCUUUAGUUAUACAGGUCAUAAGCAAACACUAACUUUGGAUUGGAAAAGUAUCCUUAAAAAAUGUGAUGACUUUUCCGGACCAGUGAAUGGAUUUAUGUUUCUUGAUUUUAAUUCAAUCAUAGAACAAACAUGCCCACGAGACGCAUUCUUUGAUGUUAUUGGACAGAUUGUCUCAAUUCGACCGCUUGAAACAUCAAAUCCUGUAGCAUCCAAGUCUGUACAUCUUAAGGUUACUAUAUUUGGAACUCAAGCAUACCAGCUGUCACAAUACCUAAAAGAGAACCCGACGGUUAAUUAUGUUGUUAUAGUGAUGCAGUUUGUAAAGCUUAACAUUUGGAAUGGAGUUGGUCAAGCUAAAAGUCAUUUUGAAGUAACCAAAAUGUUCAUAAAUUCCGACAUUGUUGAAAUUAAUGAGUACAAGAAAAGAUUAAAAGCUGAUGACAAUGUUGGUAAAUCUGAAAAAAAACAUUACUUCACUCCAAAGCUACUCUUCUUAUAUACAGAUGACUUUAAGGGCACUUUCCCAUUAAAAGCAAUUUGUGAAAUCACAGAACCGCUGAAGGAAAUGAAAUUUUUGUAUAUAAUUCCAAUCAACGUACAAGAUGGUACUGGCACCAUCGGAUUGACUCUUUUUGAUAGAGAAGCAAAGAGGCUGUUAGAUAUAAGUGCAUAUGAGUUGAAAAAGAUACAUGAAGCGGCUGGAGACAGUGAUACACUAUUUCCAAUGCAACUUAACGUGUUGAAAAACCACAAGUUUGCUUUUCUUGUAGAUAUUACAAAAUACAAUGUCAACAACUAUAAUAAUAUCUGCACCAUUCUCAAGCUUACAGAAGAUGUAUCCAUUGUUUCAAAAUUGGAAAGUAAAUUAGAACUUAUGAGUAUUGAAUCUGUCUCCUUAAAUCAAGUACCUUUGGAAUCAGAUGAUGUUGUACAGCCUGUUCAAAAGGAUGUCAUCUCACAAACAGAUGAAAGCUUUACACCAUCAACAAUUGAUAAAUCAACCGCAACAAGUCUUAGCAAAAUAUCAACUGAUUUGAAGCGCAACCUCCAAGACAUUUAUGACGUUGAUUCUGGAGAUGAUUUAAGUUCAACUAAGACUAAAAGAAAAUCAAUCGGAGAGGAAACUCCACUCUUAAUUCCAAAAGUCGAGAAGUGA